Molecule: messenger RNA, 985 nt
Organism: Triticum urartu
Lineage: Eukaryota; Viridiplantae; Streptophyta; Magnoliopsida; Poales; Poaceae
Product: gamma-interferon-responsive lysosomal thiol protein
Molecular function (GO): oxidoreductase activity, acting on a sulfur group of donors, disulfide as acceptor
Source: RefSeq, a predicted model, not a curated record
CAUUGCCAAGCUCCUCCACUCAUCCAAGGCUCGGAGCUCCCGAGGGUGACCUUCGUCUCUGCAUCCCCUGCCCAACCGGAGGAGCGAAAACCAUGGCGUCCCGCCUGCACCAUUUCCUCCUCCUCGCCGCGCUCCUCCUGCUGAUCGGCGGCGCCUCCUCAGCGGGCGACGCGGGAAACGGGAAGGUGCGCAUGGAGCUCUACUACGAGUUUCUAUGCCCCGACUCAUUUCAGUUCAUGGUGGACAGCCUCGCCAGAGUCUUCAAGGACGGACUCCUCGAUGCCGCUGACCUCACCCUGGUUCCCUACGGCAACGCCAAGGUCGACGCGCACGGCGCCAUCACAUGUCAGCAUGGCCCCGAGGAAUGCCUUCUCAACACCGUGGAGGCCUGCGCCAUCGACGCCUGGCCGGACGUGAAUGUGCAUUUCGGCUUCAUCAUCUGCGUGGAGGAGCUGGCGAUGGAGUACAAGCACCAGGAGUGGCAGUCGUGCUUCCAGAAGCAAGGGCUUCACCCCAAGCCUGUCAUGGAGUGCUACGAGAGUGAGCAUGGCCACAAGCUUUCGCUCAAGUACGGGAGACAGACAGAUGCGCUCGUGCCUCGCCACACGUCCGUUCCGUGGGUGGUGGUUGAUGGCAAGCCGCUGUACGACGACUUCGGGGACUUCGUAGCUUACAUCUGCAAGGCGUACAAGGGACGUCCUCCAAAGAUUUGCCAACACAAAGAGCCGGGCCGUGACUAUCCAACCGUGCAGCAGGCGGCGGAGCCAGGCAACCGUGUCGGCUACAACUCCGGCGAUGUCGUGCUCAAUGAUGGCGUCGACGACAGGACUAAGAUGGCGCGGGCUGAUGACAAUUGAGAAAUUGUGCUUCCCGACCCUUCGGGUCCUGAUCAUGUCCAUAUCCGUGAAAGUUGGACAGUUUCAUCCUUCUGUCCGGGUUAACCAUGGAAAUGUAUUCCACUCGAUAAUAAAGUGAGUUACGGUAA